AUGACACAGAAAUAUAAUCUUAAUAAAAGUUACUUAAAGACUUAUGUUUUAAAUAAUGGUGUCGUCAAUUUAUUUUACAACAAAUUUUUUAGUGUGAAUUGUUUAAGGCGCAAUUCAUGCGUAAACCUUAAAGUUGGCCUAAAAAGCGAGAUUAAAAUGUUUAAUAAUUCCCAAUCUAUUUUCAAAAUUUUGAAUUUAAAAAAUGCUUAUUGUAUAUCUUUUUAUAUUAAAUUUUUAAUAAGUUCAACUAAAAAGCAAAAUUUAUUUAAUGAAGCUUUUUAA
Molecule: messenger RNA, 282 nt
Organism: Vairimorpha ceranae
Lineage: Eukaryota; Fungi; Microsporidia; Nosematidae
Exons: 1
Coding region: 1-282 (93 amino acids)
Source: RefSeq, a predicted model, not a curated record